Elephantulus edwardii (Cape elephant shrew) is the source of this 1749-nucleotide messenger RNA. It is a transcript of the gene ABCE1, whose product is annotated as ATP-binding cassette, sub-family E (OABP), member 1. The transcript has 16 exons. NCBI's taxonomy places the organism in Eukaryota, Metazoa, Chordata, Mammalia, Macroscelidea, Macroscelididae. Bases 1 to 1749 code for a protein of 582 amino acids. Gene Ontology annotation, molecular function: iron ion binding; ATP hydrolysis activity; ribosomal small subunit binding. The record is from RefSeq and is a predicted model, not a curated record. Gene Ontology annotation, biological process: translational initiation; ribosomal subunit export from nucleus; translational termination.
AUGGCAGACAAAUUAACAAGAAUUGCUAUUGUCAACCAUGACAAAUGUAAACCUAAGAAAUGUCGACAGGAAUGCAAAAAGAGUUGCCCUGUAGUUCGAAUGGGAAAAUUAUGUAUAGAGGUGACACCUCAGAGCAAAAUUGCCUGGAUUUCUGAAACUCUUUGUAUUGGUUGCGGUAUUUGUAUUAAGAAAUGCCCCUUUGGCGCCCUAUCAAUUGUCAAUUUACCAAGCAAUUUGGAAAAAGAAACCACACAUCGAUAUUGUGCCAAUGCCUUCAAACUUCACAGAUUGCCUAUUCCUCGACCAGGUGAAGUUUUGGGACUAGUUGGAACUAAUGGUAUUGGAAAGUCAACUGCUUUAAAAAUUUUAGCAGGAAAGCAGAAACCAAACCUUGGAAAGUAUGAUGAUCCACCUGAUUGGCAAGAAAUUUUGACUUACUUCCGAGGGUCCGAAUUGCAAAAUUACUUUACUAAGAUUCUAGAAGAUGACUUGAAAGCCAUCAUCAAACCUCAGUAUGUGGACCAGAUUCCCAAGGCUGCAAAAGGGACAGUGGGAUCUAUUUUGGACCGAAAAGAUGAAACAAAGACACAGGCAAUUGUAUGUCAGCAGCUUGAUUUAACCCAUCUAAAAGAACGAAAUGUUGAAGAUCUUUCGGGAGGAGAGUUGCAGAGAUUUGCGUGUGCUGUUGUUUGCAUACAGAAAGCUGAUAUUUUUAUGUUUGAUGAACCUUCUAGUUAUCUAGAUGUUAAACAGCGUUUAAAGGCUGCUAUUACUAUACGAUCCCUAAUAAACCCAGAUAGAUAUAUCAUUGUGGUGGAACACGAUCUAAGUGUAUUAGACUAUCUCUCUGACUUCAUCUGCUGUUUAUACGGUGUACCAAGUGCUUAUGGUGUUGUCACUAUGCCUUUUAGUGUAAGAGAAGGCAUAAACAUUUUCUUAGAUGGCUAUGUUCCAACAGAAAACUUGAGAUUCAGAGAUGCGUCACUUGUUUUUAAAGUGGCUGAGACGGCAAAUGAAGAAGAAGUUAAAAAGAUGUGUAUGUAUAAAUAUCCAGGAAUGAAGAAAAAGAUGGGAGAGUUUGAGUUAGCAAUUGUAGCUGGAGAAUUCACAGAUUCUGAAAUCAUGGUGAUGCUUGGAGAAAAUGGUACCGGUAAAACAACAUUUAUCAGAAUGCUUGCUGGAAGACUUAAACCUGAUGAAGGAGGAGAAGUACCAGUUCUAAAUGUCAGUUAUAAGCCACAGAAGAUCAGUCCCAAAUCAACUGGAAGUGUUCGCCAGUUACUACAUGAAAAAAUAAGAGAUGCUUACACUCAUCCACAAUUUGUGACUGAUGUAAUGAAGCCUCUACAAAUUGAAAACAUCAUUGAUCAAGAGGUACAGACAUUAUCUGGUGGUGAACUGCAGCGAGUAGCUUUAGCUUUGUGUUUGGGCAAACCUGCUGAUGUCUACUUAAUUGAUGAACCAUCUGCAUAUUUGGAUUCAGAGCAAAGAUUGAUGGCAGCGAGAGUUGUCAAACGCUUCAUACUUCAUGCCAAAAAGACAGCCUUUGUGGUGGAACAUGACUUCAUCAUGGCUACUUAUCUAGCAGAUCGGGUCAUUGUUUUUGACGGCAUUCCAUCCAAGAACACAGUUAUACUCCUGAGAGUCCCACAGAUCUACAGAGAAACUCUUGGAGCAGUAGUUAAGUGUUCUGCUGCUGAUAACAAAAUCAGUUCAAACCCACCUGAGGCUCUGGGAGAAAUGAUCUGA